Knipowitschia caucasica is the source of this 264-nucleotide messenger RNA. The record is from the annotation of a GenBank genome assembly. NCBI's taxonomy places the organism in Eukaryota, Metazoa, Chordata, Actinopteri, Gobiiformes, Gobiidae.
AUGGAUGUGCUGCCUGUCCACCUUCUCACUGCGCCGUGCCCAAGCGAGCUCCCAGUGUCCAUGUCAUCCCGGGCUCGGCUGUGGGAGAGGCGGGCCGGUGAGAGGGGGUCCGCGGGGGGGGAUCAGAGAGGCAGCGUUCCGGGAAGUGGGUUUGAGAAGCUGCAGGGAGAGGAGAGCGUACACGGACACGCACACACACAGGCGGAGAGAGGGUCCGGGCGGUGUCCCACGGUCCACAGAGAGUCACGGCAGCUGGAUCUCUGA